Molecule: messenger RNA, 1110 nt
Organism: Populus nigra (black poplar)
Lineage: Eukaryota; Viridiplantae; Streptophyta; Magnoliopsida; Malpighiales; Salicaceae
Product: two-component response regulator ORR9-like
Exons: 5
Coding region: 241-972 (243 amino acids)
Biological process (GO): cytokinin-activated signaling pathway; phosphorelay signal transduction system
Source: RefSeq, a predicted model, not a curated record
ACUUGCUCCCUUACCUACUCAAGAAAACCUACGGCGCACAAACUCCUCACUUUCACCGCCAACUCCUCUACCUCUCAUAUCUCUCUCCCUCAGUCUCUCUCUCUCUCUCUCUCUACAUAGCUACUAGCUAUAUAAAAAGGGCCCAUACACGUAUAUGAUGAUGCGAAGAAUAGCCCCCAACAACUGAAAACUAGAACAGUAUAUAGGCAGUGGUCCAAUAUUCUUUCAUUUUGACCAUAAAUGGAGAUAAUGGAAUCAGGUGCUGUUGAUACACAACAUCAGGAAGAAGAGAAACAUCAGCAACAAAAGGAAGAAGAAGGAGAAGAGAAACAUAUGGAACAAAGGGAUCAGGAGGGGGAAGAAGAAGAGAAACAUUUUCAUGUCCUGGCAGUGGAUGAUAGUUUUAUUGACAGGAAGCUUUUAGAAAGGCUGCUUAAAGUAUCUUCAUACCAAGUGACAUUUGUGGACUCUGGGGAUAAGGCUUUGGAAUAUUUAGGUCUCCUUGAUAGCAUAGACAAUGUCAAUGCAACCUCUUCUUCUUCGUCGUCCCAAUCACCACAACAAGAGGGAAUGAAAGUAAAUUUGAUCAUGACUGAUUACUGCAUGCCUGGAAUGAGCGGUUAUGAUUUACUCAAACGAGUCAAGGGAUCUUAUUGGAAAGAUGUUCCAGUGGUGGUUAUGUCCUCAGAGAAUAUACCUUCCAGAAUUAGAAUGUGCUUGGAAGAAGGAGCAGAGGAGUUCUUAUUGAAGCCACUUCAAUUAUCAGAUGUUGAAAAACUUCAGACUCACCUUCUAAAGUCGCUUGACAAGUACUCUUCCAAAAGGAUUGAUGACAACAGUUUUAAUACUGACAGCAGCAACAUUACUGUUAGCAACAAGAGCAACAGCAACAAUAUUGUUAGCAAGAGGAAGGCAUUGUCUCCAGAGAUUGAGGACAGAAGACCUAAAAUGAAAGGAUUGGCUGUUGUAUAGGACAAUGGACUAAUAAUAUAAACAGAUAUAUGACCUAUUUUUGAUAAAUGGGUUGCUUAUAUAUCUAGCGUGCGGCAUGUAUCAUUACUCGGUGUUUUAUCGGAUAAUAUGAACAACAAGUUAUUAUACUGCUGAUCA